This is a messenger RNA of Rasamsonia emersonii CBS 393.64, 4884 nucleotides long. RefSeq names its product [histone H3]-lysine-36 demethylase. The record is from RefSeq and is a predicted model, not a curated record. The coding region runs from base 1 to 4884 and encodes 1627 amino acids. Lineage: Eukaryota; Fungi; Ascomycota; Eurotiomycetes; Eurotiales; Trichocomaceae. Gene Ontology annotation, biological process: protein demethylation; regulation of transcription by RNA polymerase II. Gene Ontology annotation, molecular function: zinc ion binding; DNA-binding transcription factor activity, RNA polymerase II-specific; histone demethylase activity. The transcript is spliced from 4 exons.
AUGGAGAAGCAAUGGAGAGGCAGGCGUGACUGCGCGAGGUCUGCCAAGAGGGGGCGAUCCAAAACGGGCCUAGCGCCAUCGGCCUCCACGGCGCGCACGCGUCUCCCUCUGGCGGCCAAGCGCCCGGCUUCCUCGGCCGGAAACGACCUGCCCGGCCCUCAGCCCGCCCUUGUCGAGACGUCCUCGCAGCAGACGUCCGACCGCGCCUCCUCCCCUCAGUCUCCUCAUCAAUUCCCCGUCCUCCUCCAGCAAUUCUCGCUGUCUCGUGCUGCGAACUCCCAGGGACGACCUUCUAGGCUGCUUCUGGCGCUGCCUGCGCCCGCCCUGCCUCGCUUCGGCGCCGUGCCUCCCGCGCUCGCUUGUCGCUGUUGGUCUCCCAGGUCGAGCAGAGCACCUUCACCUCCCUCCUCCCAUCGCCUCCGCGCCGCGCCAUCCUCCCUCCUCCAACCUCACCACCCAUCCGCGUGGUGCAGACACCCCCGCUUCGUACCCGCCUCCCGCAAGACAGGACGAGUUCCCUCUCUCGCUCCUGCGCCCUUCUUCCUCCGCAUCCUACCCUCGAAUCCAUCCAUCGUCAAUCUCCUGAUGGCGAGCGCUUCGUCCUUCUUGAGCCACCUCGGUGGCCGCCCGCCGCGAUACCGCACUCCUUCCCCCCCGCGACGCGCCGUCGAGCCCAUCUCGCCAUCCGUCAACUCCGACGCCCGCAUCCCCUGGAAUGAGCGCAACGCCUUCCGGCCAUCGGAUCUCGCGCGCGACACAUACUUUCAGAGCAAUGACAGCCGUCGAGUUCCGGAUGGUGCUGGCCAUCACCAGCAGCCCUCGACGGACAGUCAGGCUUCUCAUCCCCGAUCCGGCCAGAGCCAUCACCGCUCCGGCUCGACCAUAGACACCCUUGCGACGAUUGCGUUGGCAACGAGUCCCACUUUCGCGCAUCUCCCGUACGAGCCUUCUCAUCCUCAGAAUACCGCUGCGGCUGGUUCUCCGCAGCUGAUGAGACCCCGCGACGGCACCGAUGAACGACCCGCUAAGCGUGCGCGAUCGGAGAAAGAUUUCUCACCGUCUCUCGAACGCGCUGAUGCCAGACCGUUGACGAGCCAUGCUUCUGUCCUGGAUAGUAUGAAGACAGAUGCCGAGCUCCUCCUCAACUUUGCCAGACCCAGCAAUUUCCACUCUAUCCCCCCUGUUCCGAAGACGAGCUCUGGCAUCGAUGGAUCUUAUCAUCACUAUGGGACGGAGACAAAGUGGUCCACGGCCGUUAGUACCACUAGCGGAGGUAAUAAACCCUCGCCAUACGCGUUCCACGAGAAUGGAUUCUCUCCCUCCCGCAUCAGGUCUCACUCGGAUGGGUCUACGGCUAUUGCGCGGCCGGUCAUCCCGGGCUUGCGACCCAAUACGAGCUCCUCGACGCUUCCAUCUGUCACCUGGGAUGGUGAGGAGGCCAAGUACAAUGGCAACGAAACCACUCAGGCCAUGUCGGAUGAGUACAACAAGAAUAUGAAACCUCAAUCUCAGCAUGAGUCUGCCAAUGGAGUCGCCAUGGAGGCCAUGCCGGAGACGAAAGAGGAAGAUGCCGAUUCAGAUGACUCCAGCCAGGCAAGCUGCGCAGCUUGUAAUCUGGUGCGGAUCAGCGUCAACGGGGAGGAUCAGGGCGAGGUGACCUGGAUCAACUGCGACGGGUGCAAGCGGUGGUUUCACAUCGUCUGUGCGGGCUUCAAGAACGACCGUGAGGUCCGGACCGUGGACAGGUUCAUCUGCCGCGGAUGUCGACCCAUCCAUGGCCAAACCACCUUUGUGCGCAAGUCGUCUCGCGCCCGCACCGCCAUCGACUAUGCCGGUCUCAAUCAGGGUCUCGUCAAAACGUCGACCGACUCUCCUCAGCAUCACUAUAUCCAACCCAUCAAGGAGGGCAAGAUCCGCUUUUUGCCCGAGAACUUCCCACGCAUGAGAGCCGAACUGGUCACGGCCGAAUUCUUCGAGCGGGGUGUGGGCAUGACGGAGCCCAUUGUCAUCCCCGCGGAGCUCAACCCUCGCAACCCGGCCGUGUCGCCGGUCGAUCCUGAAUUCGACAACCUCGUCGCCGAGGCUCCGACGCAGGAGAUGUUUGAUGAAUUACUCGAACACCUGCCCGAGGGUGCGGACGCCGAAGUGGUCAUCGACUGUGGUCAAGAUCUGCUGGAUAUGGUCAUUCCUCAAGGUCUGACCGUUCGCAGAGUGGCGGAGCUCUAUGGUCCCGAGGAGAGAGUGGAGGUCAUCGAUGUGAAGUCUCAGCAAGGGGAAGAUAAGAAAUGGAACAUGCAGAAGUGGGCGGACUACUACGAGAGCACGGGAUCCAAGGUGGUUCGGAACGUCAUCAGUCUCGAGGUAUCCCAAAGCCCGUUGGGCAGACUGAUCCGCCGACCGAAGAUUGUGCGUGAUCUCGACUUGCAGGAUGCCGUGUGGCCGGAGGAGCUCAAGGCGAUCGGCGACUAUCCCAAGGUUCAAUUCUACUGUUUGAUGUCCGUGGCCGACUGCUACACAGACUUCCACAUCGAUUUCGGUGGCUCCUCGGUUUACUACACCAUCUUGAAGGGGAAGAAGACCUUCUUCUUCAUCCCUCCCAAGGAGAAGCAUCUGAAGAAAUACGAAGAAUGGUGCAAUUCUCCUGCCCAGGACACGACCUUCCUCGGUGAUCAGACCAAAGAGUGCUACCGGGUCGAUCUCCAAGAAGGCGACACGAUGCUGAUUCCCGCGGGCUGGAUUCACGCCGUGUGGACGCCGGAAGACAGCCUGGUGAUCGGUGGGAAUUUCCUGACACGCCUGAAUUAUGGGAUGCAGAUCAAGGUCGCCAAGAUCGAGAAAGAUACCAAGGUUCCGAGAAAAUUCCGGUAUCCUUUCUUCCAGAAGAUCCAGUGGUACGCUGCUCUGAAGUACCUGGAAGAGGAUCCCAUCCCGGACAGUGUGUGGGAGGCGUUUGCUCGAGACGAAAAUUAUCGUUUCUAUCGCGAAUUUCCGAUCUACUACGAAUUUGGGGAGCGAGAAAACAAAGCCCCUCGUGGAUCUCCUUACUACAAUGCGCGCUUUUACUCCCAAGCCGAGUUGGAAGGCUUGCACGAACUCGCGAAAUACCUUCUCCGGACUGCACUCAUUGCCGCUGGCUAUUCCGUGGAGGGAGUCACGACGGAGGCUAGAAAUGCGGUCAAGCGAUCCAUCCCGAAAAUGCAAGGCGAUCCCAUUGACGUUGUCAAGAAGUUUGGCGUGUGGGUUGCCUGGAAACGAGGGAAUGAACCCGCUCCUCAGUGGACCAGACCUGGCGUCAUCACAGCCAAUUUCAAGCUCGAGCAACUAGACAAGAAGCCAGCAGGCCGACCCAGUCGUCGAUCUGAACGCCAUGCGGAUGCUCAGCGAAUAUACGCCGAAAGACGGGGUCUGCAGCGUCUGUCUGAUCAGGGUGCCGAUGCCCCCCACGGUCUUGCGAACGGCGUGUCAGUGCCAUCUGACAACAGCACAUCGGUUCCCCACCAGGCUAGCAUAUCCAACCCUCCUGUCAAGGAAGAGGCGCCUAAGCCCCGUAAUGUCAACAAGGGUUCCGGCCUGGGACCAAAGAGGGUAGCUUGUGAUGCGUGCCGGAAGAGACGGAUCCGGUGUCGCCAUAAGGAUGAGCAAAAUGAUGCGAAUGCGAUGAGACCAUCGUCCGCGAAGCCGACGACGGCUAAUGUGUUCGACUCGGCGGAGAUGCAAAAUCAGUCGAUGUUGGCGCGGGAUGCUGCCUCCGUUUUGAACGCGCUGGCAUCUGUCGCCACGGAGACCGGUCUACAUGACGGCACCAAUGGCAUGGGUGUCAAUCGAUUUGAAGGAUACCCUGCUGAUGGGCGGAAUUCAGCUCUUUUGGAAAUGCAGCGAAACGCCGUCGCACGACCAACCGAUGUAAUCCCCAACGGUGUGAAUGUUGGGAAGAAAGGAAGAAGCAAGGCAUGCGACGAAUGUCGCAAGAGCAAGCGUCGCUGCAUCCAUGAUGAAUUUGGUAGGAUUGAUCCGAUUAAGGCACAAGAGCGUUCGAAACCCCGGGCUUCAGCCUCAUCUAAGCGACCCCGACCUGGCGAUGACGGCACGGUUUCCACGGCAAACAAGAAGCCGAGACAGGACACAUCUGCCGGUGCGGCAUAUCCUGUUAAUGUGACGCAAAAGGAAGACAACGUGGCUGUUGCAUCGGUGUCGGGUAAUGGCUUUGUUGCUGCAGAACACGAACAGGGUGACUACAAAGUCCCUUCUAGUGUCCAGUCACCCCCAGCAGAGACCGUUUCACCGGAGCAGCAUGCCAUGAAUAACGUCGGGUCGAACCAGGUCUCAUAUGGGUCCCCGCCGGCCGUCAAGGCAGAUGUUGAUGCAGACACGGUUACUGCUGUGCCGAUUCAGCCAACAGAGCCCGCGAGUUCUCUCGUGUCGCCGCCAACUUCGCUUGCCGGGGAGAAGGAUGACUCACCCGAACAGGGCAAUGAAGAGACGCGUAAAUCGGUGGAGGGAGAGCAAGAUGCGUUGCAUACUCCCACAUCAAGCUCUCGACACUCCUCUCGUCAGCCUCGACAGGUGGAUCGUUAUGUGCCGGAAGUAGUUCCGCCAAAGGCCACAAACAAGUCUUCUGCCCGAAACACGUCUACGAGUGGUACAAAAUCUAGCAGUGCGAAGAAGUCCGUAUCGCGCCCGACAUCGUCGCACGCGAAGAAGAGUGCUUCUCCUGCUCAUGACAAGAAAUCGGGCUCGUCCACGUCACCUCGGGCGCCGCAUAGCAAGAGCGCGAAGCAGCCGCACGGCUUUGCUGAGAGCGAGACCGAUCUGGAAAGCUUGAGACUGAUACGAGAACUACAAGAGCAAGAAUUCGGGCUACGGAAACGAACUGCUAGGGUUUGA